This is a messenger RNA of Trypanosoma grayi, 675 nucleotides long. RefSeq names its product ras-related protein rab-5. The coding region runs from base 1 to 675 and encodes 224 amino acids. Gene Ontology annotation, molecular function: GTPase activity; GTP binding. NCBI's taxonomy places the organism in Eukaryota, Euglenozoa, Kinetoplastea, Trypanosomatida, Trypanosomatidae. Gene Ontology annotation, cellular component: endosome. The record is from RefSeq and is a predicted model, not a curated record. The transcript has a single exon.
AUGACGUCGCCAGCGACAGAGCACGAACGACUCGAAACCGCCACCGCCAAAAUUGUCCUUCUCGGGGAGUCUGCGGUAGGCAAGAGUUCCAUCGCCCUGCGGUUCGCGCGCAAUGAGUUUCACCCCAACCAGGAGACAACUGUCGGCGCCGCGUUUCUCUCGCGCAGCGUGACGGUGCCGCCGUCCUCCGCCGCUCCAGAGGCCACCGCCGGCGGAUCUGUCAAGUACGAAAUAUGGGACACGGCGGGACAGGAGCGCUACCGCUCUCUCGCGCCCAUAUAUUACCGCGGGGCGUGCGGCGCGCUGGUGGUGUACGAUAUCACGAGUGCCGAUAGUCUCAAGAAGGCACAGACGUGGCUGCGCGAGCUGCACUCCAACGCGGACCCGACCCUUACCAUCUUCCUGCUGGGGAACAAGAAGGAUCUGGAGUCGUUGCGGCAGGUUUCGUACGAGGAGGGCGCCGCACUCGCGCAGGAGGAGGGCGUGAACGGCUUCUUUGAGACCUCGGCGAAAGAUAACUUCAAUAUCGAGGAAGUGUUUGUAGAACUCGCGCGGACGCUCUUGGAACAUGGGCUCGCGUCUUCGUCCGCCCACGGUGCGGGGGGCGCACGUGGCGCAAGGCGACUGGAGCCUCCAUCACGACCGCAGAAGCAGGAGAGAGGUUGUGCGUGCUGA